AUGGAAACCAACAAUCAAAAAACUUUCUCAAAUCAAAUUCACCUCCCCCGUCUUUCGAUUCCGACAUUGAAAGAAACAGCAGAACGCUAUAAGAAGUCUUUAUUGCCUCUUUUAUCCACUUCGGAUUAUAAUCGAGCAGCCAAUGUCGUUGAUGAAUUUAUGAAGGAAGGUGGUUUUGCUGAAGUUCUUCAAAAAAGAUUAUACGAUGUUGAUAAAAAAUUGAGAGUACCUAUUCUUAUAUACUCUAAUUGGUGGAUCGAGUUCGAUGAUCCUGUUACCGGAAUUUUAGAAAAUCCACCCUCAAAAGGUCAAAUAUCUGAAUUUCAAAUCAAUAGAGCUGCUGGAUUAGUGUCAAAUAUGCUGACAUUUAAUGAUAUGAUUAACAAUACUGCACGCAUUGCUGAUUCCCCCUUUGAUCGUGUUAUCACAACAUGGCCUAAGACUGCUAAACAUAUUAUUGUGAUUUUUAAAGAUCAAAUUUUCAAAGUUCAGGUUUUAGCAUUUAAAAUUUAUGCUGGGUGUUGUUUUGCACUUAGGCAACUCCGAUCUGUGGUUGAUCAAGUAAAUAAUGCCACAGAAUUGCAGCCUUCAAUAGGUUUAUUGACUGCUGAACACCGUGAUACAUGGGCAACGGCUCGCAAAAAGCUUGAAUCUUUAUCUGCAGAAAACAAUAUUAGCUUUGAAGCAAUUGACACAGCUUUAUUUUGUGUAGCAUUGGAUGACUAUCCUACUGAUACAAAUAUAGAUGUUUCUCAUCAUAAUUGCAUUCAUGCAUAUAAUGGCCGAAAUCGAUGGUUUGAUAAAACAAUUCAAUUAAUUUUUGCAAAUAAUGGACGUGCUGGUGUUAAUGGUGAGCAUUCAUCUGUGGAUGGUACAAUUGUAGGCCGUUUAUUCGAUUAUAUCAUUUCAAAUGAGCCGGCACAAGAUCCGCAAAACACUUCUCCUAUUGAAUUAUCACCUCCGCAAUACUUGAAAUGGGUUGUUGAUACUGAUAUAAUGAACACCAUUCAGCAAGCGCAAAUUAAUAUUCAAGCUGCUAUUGAUAAAGUUGAUAGUGUUUUAUUGUAUUAUAAUGAAUAUGGGGCCGAUUGGAUAAAAAAUGCUAAGGUUAGCCCUGAUGCAUUUGUUCAGAUAGCAAUUCAACUUGCAUAUUAUAAACGUUAUGGUGAGCCAUGUUCGACUUAUGAAACUGCUUCUACUAGAGGUUUUCUACAUGGUCGUCUUGAAACUGUGAGAACUUGCUCCGUGGAUACCGUUGCAUUUACCAAAGCUUUUUGUGAUCCAAAUGUCGAGAAAGAUGAAAAAGUUUCUCUGCUAAUGAAGGCUAUUAAAUCACAUGUUGAAUAUAUAAGUUCUGCUAUUAAAGGUCGUGGAGUAGAUUGUCACCUUUUAGGCCUUCAAUCCCAAAUCCGUGACGGAGAAAAAUCUAGAGCAACAUUAUUUACUGAUCCUUCGUAUGCUCAAGCAAUGCACUUUAAACUUCGUACUUCAAAUUUGAGCCCUGGAUUGUGUUUUCAUACUGGAAUGGAAACUAUAGUUCCUGAUGCGUAUGCAAUUGCUUAUAUUAUUGAAAAAGAUAAAUUGAAAAUCGGUAUUAGUAGUAAUAAAAAAUGCAAAGAAACUGAUAGCGUCAUUUUCAGAAAAGCUUUAAAAGAAUCAUUAGAUGAUCUUAGAGAAAUUUUAUCAUA
Dentiscutata heterogama is the source of this 1688-nucleotide messenger RNA. Lineage: Eukaryota; Fungi; Glomeromycota; Glomeromycetes; Diversisporales; Gigasporaceae. The record is from the annotation of a GenBank genome assembly.